Messenger RNA from Spinacia oleracea (spinach), 1817 nucleotides. RefSeq lists its product as uncharacterized. Lineage: Eukaryota; Viridiplantae; Streptophyta; Magnoliopsida; Caryophyllales; Amaranthaceae. Gene Ontology annotation, molecular function: RNA binding. Gene Ontology annotation, biological process: DNA alkylation repair; regulation of DNA-templated transcription. The transcript has 13 exons. Gene Ontology annotation, cellular component: nucleus. The coding region runs from base 114 to 1637 and encodes 507 amino acids. The record is from RefSeq and is a predicted model, not a curated record.
ACAAUGAUCUAGUGUGACAAGUUUGGAAUUGAGGAUUUGACUAUCGAUCUCACUUACACUCUACUCUUCUCCAUUUGUGUGUUUUACCAUUUUUAUACUCAGAUAUUACUCAAAUGGUUGUUUCUAGUGCCAGAGCUUUCUUCCUCAGAGUCCCCCGACCUUGGAAAUAUUCAAAUUCGUUUGCUACUCGCAAUUUAACGAACCAAUUUCAGGGAUACCAUUGUUAUCAUGGUUUAAGCUAUGCUAGCAAACCAAGUGAUUGUUAUAUGGGUUGGAACAAAAAGAGGAAAACAGUUAAUCCUGUUUGGAGGCCAAUGAGUACUCAAUCUACUUCAAAUGAGGUGGGGGCAGUAGCUGAUUCAACAAUCUCUUCUUCAUCCAUGCAAGCUGAAAAGGAAGUUGGUGAAGUUGAAGCAGUCCAGGUUAGUCCUGGUUCUGCUUCACAAAAUAACUUUGGAGUUGCAGAUGUUGGGAAAAUGUCAACUACAAGCGAGAAGAAACUUUCUGUUUCUGUUGAGGUAGGUGCUUCUGUCAUGCGGUUCAUCGGACUAAAAGAUUUAUCUUUGCGGAAAGGGAUUGAAGAGGAAAUGGGAGUCAAAUUAAGAUUUCCAUCAUCAAAACAGGAGGAUUCUAUAGUAAUUAAAGGUGACUCCAUGGAUGUAAUUACCAAAGCUUCAGAAAAAAUCCAGGCUAUAAUUGAUGAGGCUGUUAAGAGUCCAUCUCUUAAUCACUCUCACUUCAUCUCGCUCCCAUUAGCCAUACACACUGAACUAAUUGAUAAGCUCACCAGAUUUCAGUCCACCAUAUUGGGAUGCAAUGAUUCAAAAGAUGCAGAUGGUCAUGGGACUAUGGAUGUUAAUUCAAGUAACGAAGCAUCAGAAGAUGAAGGAAAAAGUGAUAAACUUGUAAAAGCACCAGAUGUUCCUGUCAAACUUAAAGUUGAUGAAACGGACAAUGGUAAAGCGGAUACAAAGAGCAUUACUCUUGUAAGCUAUGCACCCAAAGCGACUGGGUUUGGGAUAGACAAAACUAUAUUUAUCAAACCAAAAACAUUUCACUUGACUGUUGUAAUGCUGAAGUUAUGGAAUAAAGAACGCGUCCUUGCAGCUAAGGAGGUUUUGCAGAAUGUCUCCUCUGAACUAAUGAAGGUGUUGGACAAUCGACCUUUGUUUGUUAGACUUAAAGGGCUGGAUUGCAUGAGAGGAUCCCGGAGUAAAGCUCAAGUUCUUUAUGCUCCUGUUGAAGAAAUAGGCAACGAUGGGCGACUUCUUCGUGCAUGUCAAAUCAUCAAAGAUGCGUAUGUCAAAGCUGGGCUAGUUCUUGAGAAAGAUGCAAAGGAAAAGUUAAAGUUGCAUGCUACUGUGAUGAACACAACACAGAGGAAAGGAGUAAACAGGAAGAAACAUAGAAAGGGGAAAGACACCUUUGAUGCCACAGAAAUUUUCAAGCAGUUUGGGUCAGAACCAUGGGGUGAUUAUCACAUUCGUGAAGCUCAUCUUUCACAAAGGUUUUUGUAUGAUGAAAAUGGUUACUACCAUUGCUGUACUUCUAUACAGUUACCGGAGGUCACUGAAGUUCCUGUUACCGGCGCCACUCCGGUUGAGUCAGUAAAAGGUUCCGCAGCAGAGAGUGUAUAAUAAUCUUCUUCCUUAGCACACAUCGGGCCUGUUUGGUAACUGACUUUUUUACUGGCUUUUUCAUUGGCUUUUGGCUUUUUUAUUUGGUCAAAUAGCCAAUAAUUGUUUUGAUAAUGGCUUUUUCCUUGGCUGAAAAGAUGGUUUUUCCGCGAAAACUCAAAAGAGUAGUUUUUUACACUG